This is a messenger RNA of Brienomyrus brachyistius, 1686 nucleotides long. Its product is annotated as ras-like protein family member 12. Gene Ontology annotation, molecular function: GTPase activity; GTP binding. The transcript is spliced from 6 exons. The coding region runs from base 294 to 1052 and encodes 252 amino acids. Lineage: Eukaryota; Metazoa; Chordata; Actinopteri; Osteoglossiformes; Mormyridae. The record is from RefSeq and is a predicted model, not a curated record.
GCUUUUCACAAGGAACUUGGCAUUUAGUCAGACACGCAUCCGGCACCAUUAACAGCAAAUCAGCCCUUUAAAACCGUCCAUCUCCUCGCGAAGGGAGCAAAGUGCUCGCGGACAUUUCGGAAUCACCUCACACGGGACGCAUUUUUAAUUAAUAUAAUUACGCAUUAAUCUAACGGGAAAUGCAAUUGUCGUUUGAGGGAAUUUAACUGAAUAGCCUAUAUCGAUUUUGACACAAAGAAAAAGGUUUUAUUUAUUUGCAUUUUCGAAUGAGCGGAGGUGAGAAGUAAUCUAGAAUGUCUUCGAUGUUUGGGAAAACUAGGACCUCGACUAUGCCGGACCGAGCUGAGUGCAAUGUUGCUGUGUUAGGAAUACGGGGUUCGGGCAAAUCAGCUCUGACCGUGAAGUUUCUCACAAGGCGAUUCAUCAGUGAAUAUGACCCCUACCUGGAGGAUAUAUAUAGUUCGGAAGAGAUUGUCGACCAACAGCCAGUUCUUAUAAAGGUUAUGGACACUGCUGACCAGGACGGACCGCUGAACUGUGAGCGAUACCUGAGCUGGGCCAGCGCCUUCCUGGUGGUCUACAGCAUCGAUGACCGGCGUACUUUCGAGGGCUGCCAGCGGUACCUAGACGUUGUGACGGCCCAUGCCAAGUUGCUGCAGGUGGAUUUGCCCGUCCUCCUGCUGGGGAACAAGCUGGACAUGGAGCGUUACCGGCAGGUCAGCGAGUCCGACGGACGCACCCUGGCCUCCCACUACGACUGCCUGUUCUACGAAGUGUCCGCCUGCCAGGACUUCGUUUCGGUGCAGCGAGUUUUCCACGAGGCCGUGCGAGAGGCGCGGCGGGAUGCUGAAAGGGGUCGGCCCACAAGCCCCCUCUUUAUCAGCGAGGACAGGCCCCCCGCCAGCCCGGCCACUACCCUGCUGCAAGGACCCGGCCCCGGAGAGCUGCCGACACCCGCCAGUGCCAGGGUCGUCCCCGUCAAGUCGUCACGGGCGCAGAGCAAACGCCGGGCGCCCACCCUUACUCUGCUAAAAGGCUUCAGGAUCUUCUGAGCUGGCCGGGGGAGGGGGGUAAAGGUGAUGAGAGAGCCACGGAUGGCGUUUACCUUUGAGGGACAGGACAUACAAGCAAAAGAAUCUGCGAUUUAAGAAAAAAAAAAGACUGCUGGAGACACACCACCCAAAGUGUUUCUUUUUAGUUUGCUCCAGCUGUGCGGACUGAUGCGCACUGUUAGUGAUGCCCCAAAAGAACAGAUUUUGAGUACCCUCUAGUGGUCCAGGACAAUAACUACAGGAAGAGUAAAGAUCGUUCUGUUUGAAACCCUGUUACUGUUUAAUCCAUUUAAAAGCCUGUGGUUCCAGUUCAGCCAGCGGUCAGUGUAACAUAUACAGAGCGCCCCCCGCCCGGCAGAUGGAUUUUUAAUUGAUAUUUUCUUCAUUUUUAUUCUCUUCAGAUUGUCUCAGGCAUAAGUCAUGUUGUUUUUGCAGACCAUAUAUAAAGUACACCAAAAAUAUAACUGAUAAAAUAUUUCAUCUUCAGUAGAGAAGCUAUCAAAGAAAUGUAUUGAUUGUCUAAAUUUGUCAUUAUAUUUACGGGGAAGUAUUCACUGGAAAGAGAAUUCUGUUUAAUUGGAGGAGCAUCUAAAGUAAAUUCAAAAUGAGGAAAAUAAAGGUGAUUAUUUAUGAA